Numida meleagris (helmeted guineafowl) is the source of this 9569-nucleotide messenger RNA. It is a transcript of the gene NHLRC2, whose product is annotated as NHL repeat containing 2. Bases 172 to 2355 code for a protein of 727 amino acids. The record is from RefSeq and is a predicted model, not a curated record. The transcript has 12 exons. Gene Ontology annotation, molecular function: protein binding. Lineage: Eukaryota; Metazoa; Chordata; Aves; Galliformes; Numididae.
UGAAUCUGCUGGGUAGGAAUCACCGCUGAGGGUUUAGCACACAGUUACCCUCACGAAUGUGCUUCUGCGAUUAGCAAAAGCCAGGUCAAAAUCCGAAAUGAAUUAAAAAGCGCCCCUCCUUUAGAAAAGCGACAGGCCAGUAAACAGCGGCGGGCUCGGCCGGGAGGCGCCAUGGCGGCGGAGGGCCUGGCGGGGCUCCUGCCCGCUCAGACGCAGCUGGAGUACGCGCUGCUCGACGCCGACACCCCUCAGGAGAAGGAGAACCUGGUCUACCAGUACCUGAAGAAGAUGGACAGCCGGGAGCGGGACCUGACGAUACCCGAGCUCGGCGGAGAUCUACAGUGGUUAAACACUGAAGGUCCUAUUUCUCUUCACAAAGACCUUUGUGGAAAAGUUGUGGUGUUGGAUUUCUUUACUUACUGCUGCAUCAAUUGCUUGCACCUGCUGCCUGAUCUCCAUGAAUUAGAGCACCAGUACUCUGAUAAAGAUGGUCUUGUUAUUAUUGGUGUCCAUUCAGCGAAGUUUCCAAACGAAAAAGUUCUGGAUAACAUUAAGAGUGCAGUUUUGAGGUACAAUAUUGUCCACCCUGUAGUGAAUGAUGCAGAUGCAACACUGUGGCAUGAACUAGAAGUGUCCUGCUGGCCAACUCUGGUCAUUCUUGGGCCUCGUGGAAACAUGCUGUUUUCACUUGUUGGAGAAGGGCACAAAGAGAAGUUGUUUUUAUUUACUUCAGUAACACUGAAAUUCUACAAGGAGAGAGGACAAAUUAAAGAUAACAGUAUUGGAAUAAAGCUAUACAAAGACUCUCUCCCACCUUCUCCCCUGCUGUUUCCUGGCAAAGUGACAGUAGAUAAAUCAGGAGAAAGGCUGGUAAUAGCAGACACUGGACAUCACAGGAUUUUGGUCACUCAGAAAAACGGGCAGAUUCUACACACUAUUGGAGGUCCAAAUAGUGGAAGAAAAGAUGGGAGAUUUUCAGAGGCAUCUUUCAACUCACCACAAGGCGUUGCUAUAAAAAAUAAUGUUAUUUACGUAGCUGAUACAGAAAAUCAUCUAAUUAGAAAGAUUGACCUGGAAUUAGAGAUUGUGACCACUGUAGCAGGCAUUGGGAUACAAGGUGUUGAUAAAGAAGGUGGAGCAAAAGGAGAAGAACAGCCUAUCAGCUCUCCUUGGGAUGUGGUCUUCGGAAAUUCAGUUUCAGGGACCCAGGAAGAUGAUGUUUUAUGGAUAGCAAUGGCAGGCAUUCAUCAGGUAUGGGCUCUGAUGUUGGAAGGUGGAAAACUUCCAAAGGGAAGUGAUUUAAAGAAAGGAGUCUGUCUUCGAUUUGCUGGGAGUGGAAAUGAAGAGAACAGGAACAAUGCAUACCCUCAUAAGGCUGGCUUUGCACAACCUUCUGGACUGUCUCUGGCUUCCGAAGAGCCGUGGAACUGCCUUUUUGUAGCAGAUAGUGAGAGCAGCACUGUGCGAAUGAUCUCUCUGAAAGAUGGAGCUGUGAAGCACCUUGUAGGAGGAGAGAGAGAUCCAUUGAAUUUGUUUGCCUUUGGUGAUGUGGAUGGAGCAGGCAUAAAUGCCAAGCUGCAGCAUCCCCUAGGAAUAACAUGGGACAAGAAAAGAAAACUGCUGUAUGUGGCAGAUUCCUAUAAUCAUAAGAUUAAGAUUGUAGAUCCCAAAAUGAAGAACUGUGCUACCCUGGCAGGCACGGGAGAUGCAGGCAAUGUUAUUGGCUCCAGCUUUACACAGUCGACUUUCAAUGAACCAGGAGGUUUGUGCGUUGAAGACAAUGGCCGUUUGAUGUAUGUUGCAGACACAAAUAAUCAUCAGAUUAAAGUGCUGGAUUUGGAAACAAAAAUUCUAUCCAUGUUGCCUAUCCUGAAUCCAGAAACCUGCGAUGUUACAGAUAACCUGGCUGUGCAAAAGGACCAAAUAGCAAACCUUCCGAAACUGCCGAAAUCUGCUCCAAACAUUCAGCUUCCUUCACUGAGUGCAGCUCCCGGUCAGACAAUUCAGUUUCUUUUGAAGUUGACUCUCCCUCCAGAUUCAAAAUUGAAUGAAGAAGCACCUAAUUCCUGGUUUAUCACAGCAGAAGAUAAUAAUACAUGGCUGCUUCAAGGACAGUAUCUGUCUGGAGAAAUUAAGGAUGUUUCCUGUCAAACUGUCAUUCCCUUUCAGCUACCAAGAGUCUGUCUAUCAGCUGAAGCUGUCCUGGCUAUCAAAGCGUGCCUCUACUAUUGCAGUAAAGAUAGCAGUGCCUGCAUGAUGAAAGGAAUCUCAUUCAAUCAGCCUUUACAGAUAGGAAGUACAAACCAAGGCAAUUUGACUCAAGUUGAACUAACGCAUUCGUUUUUAACUAACUAGUGCUUGGUAAAAUGAAGCAGAGUUUCUUAGAUUAACGGGAAAAUUUGUAAUCACAACCUCAAUUUCUUUUCAUUACAGUAGCAGCAAUGAUAUCGUAAUGCUCUAGACUUUGUUGCCAAUUGUGAAUAUAUUGGACAUACGCCAUUCUAAGUAAUGAGCAACAAGUCCUUUUGAAAGAGUUAAUAUUGCUUUGUGAUGCUCCUGUAAGAAGUUCUUUGCAUUGUACACAGAAUUACGUGGGACUAACACUUAUAGAUUCCCUUUGUGCCCUUAAAUUUUAACAGGAUGUCAAAACUAAUGGUUUCUUUCUCGAGGCUGCAAAAGAAGCAUCUUGCUUGCUUUUCUGAACAGCAUCUAUGGCACAUGUAUUUUGAAAAUAUAUCUUAAAUUAAGUGUAGCUCUAAUAUUAUUUAAGCUGAGUGUUUUGCUGAACUCAAAUCUGACUGCCUUAUAUGAAGAGGACAGCUUCAUGGAAAAAUUCCUGUGAAAGGAAGUGUUUAAGUUCCUCCAAAAAAAUCACACUGAUUUCUAACAAAGAAUGUGCCUCUCUGAUGUAUAUGUAUAUUUGUAAAGAAAAAAAGUCAUAAAACCAUGCUGGAAUCUUUCUAAUAUGUACUGAUUUACAUUUUAUGGUAAGUGAUAGAAAAUGUUUGAUUAUCUAAACUGCAGAAAUUAAAUGCCAUCCAUUUCAAGCAAGUGAAUCACUUUCUCACGUCUACAAUUUCAAUGUAAAACAUUGUCUGAGGACUUCUUUCUUGCAAACUUAAAAUAUUUGGAGUAAUACAACCCUCUUGAAGUCUGAUUCAAAGUUGUUUGAAGUUGCUGUUUGUCCUCUCACUCAUUUGUUACGGUGGCCUCUGAAUGAGAGCUAUACCUGUGAUAAUAUCAUGUCUGGAGGUUCUGACUGUUUGCUAGAAAGCUGGUGAUUUCAUCUUUGAGUGAAAUGCUUUGAAACCGUGUUCCAGAACUCUGCCUUUGGUGUUUCAAUGUUUUGCAAGUAAAAUUUGAUCAAUUUGCCAUAGCAAAUACCAGGAAGGAUGUGCGAGUGUCUUGCCCAAAUUGGAAGGAUUUCCACAGUGCUUAAGUGGCAGCUGGAUUAGGGUCAGUGCUCUGAUUAUGAGGAUCAGUUCUGAGAAGAUGAAUUGGUUUUUAAGUUGGAAGAUAGUAUUUUUGCAUUGAGUACGAAGCAUGAUAGUGGAAGAAUUUUUAUGUGGUAGUCUUUUCUAAAGCAGUCGCCAUGGUUCCUGACACUUGUCAGUAAUUCCCCAGUAUGAUUUGUUGUUGAUCCUUCUUAAAAGCUGACUGACACGUCGGUCAUGAACUCAAAGGGCUUUUGUUUUGGGGGGACCAUAUGGAUUGGUGUGUUUUUUCCUUCUAUUGAAGUGCCAGCCUAUCUGUGAGUUCUCUGUAGUACCAGAAAUGGUGAUUAUCUCACCACCUGUCAGCAAGCUGAGGACUGAACUAUUACUUCUCUUGUGGUUUUUUUGUUUGUUUGUUUGUUUGCUUUUUAAAAAUCAUUUCUUCUAAUUCAGUCUUUCAGUUCCUUUGGGAAAGCCUCACAACCUCAUAUGCCAUUCUGAAGAAGGAUAGAGCUUUGCUACUUUGUUCACAGAUUGCAAAUGCUGUUAGAAGGAUGAAACUGAAGAACUUGAUUGGAGCAUUUAUCAUUCCUUACAUUUUAUUAUAGCUCCUUCAGAUUUUUUUGGUGUUUAACUUUGGGUGGUAGCCAGGAAACCUUAGAUCAGCUUCCAGCUAGCUCACAGUUUUUCUGCUGCUUACUGAAAAAAAAAACAGGCAUUAGUUUCAGAAAUUCAGAAUAACAAAUCAAACUCUUAAAGUUACCUUGAGUACGUAACUCAGCGGAUAGACCAAUGUAGUGUAAUUUUAGUUGGAAAUUAGAGAAAAAAAAUCAGUUUCAGUUGGACAAGAUCACAAAAUUCUCUGGUACUCAGGAAAAAAAGCUGCAACAAAUAUAAUCUAAAUCAUAUUUUUUUAAUUAAAGAAUUGCUGUAGGGAAAGGCCAUGUAUUCCUAACUUUAUUUACCUACAGCAUCUAAUGUUGAAAUAUAGUAUUGUAGAUACAUUUUCUAUCUAAAUAUACAUCUACCAACAUGUGCUUAAGGGUCAUGUGUUUUUUCUUUUCAAGAUUCAACUUCUAGUUACUAUAAGUAGGCACAUUCACAACCAUUGUAAACUUAUUGGAAAGGAGUGGUAGCAGAUAGUAGGAAAACUGUUGCAUAAGCAUCCAGCUGACAUCCAGGCUCAGACUUUAAAGGACCUUUAAGUAUUUAGUCAUAGCCAAAUAGUUGCAUUUCAAGGAAAACUAUAGGAAUAUGUGUUGGAUUAUUUUAUUUCUCUUUUAAGUCUGUGUCUUGCAGCAGUUGAGUGAAUCCUGUAUAAACAAGGAGUGUAUCCAGUACACACUAGGGACGUACCAGAUUCAUGCCAUUGUUAGUACAUUCCCUGUUACUGCAGUGUAAUGACUAACAGAGGCAGAAGGUGUGAGACCACCUCAGAAAUGCAUUUGUCUUGUUACUUACAAAGAAAAGAUGAAUGUCACGAAAUGCUUUCCCCACCUGCAUCCUGUAAGUCCUGAACCCCUUUAGAGUAAAAGGGAGAGCUUAACCUGAUCUAUCUUCAUGGCUUUCCCACAGGGACACUGCUGUAAUAAUUCUCCUUUGUGGUCUUAGGAGCAGCUGAUUCUCAGUGUGCUCCAGUUCUCCCUGAUGAAGUUACCAGAGUUUUUCUGAUCCUCACUCACUGUGUGUGUUCACUAUGACUGGCAUCUAUCACGUUAAGCCUGACACUAUUUUGUUUGUCCAGGAAAUAGCAUACGAACUCACCGAGUCCCUACUUAUGUUUCACUCAGCAUCAGUUGAACAGACAUUUGAACACUCUAUAAUUAGGAUAACAUGCUUUUUAAGAGCCUAUGUUGUUGACUUUUAUUCUACAAAAGGGAUGCUGUUUCCAUUGCUUUCUCCAGGGUUUACAAGGUGCUCUUACACUGAAGCAACAACUGCUGUGAAUGUAACCAGACAGGCAAACAGAAUAGCUUGUACAAGCUACAGGAAUUUCAGUUCAGUUACCAGAAAGCAUCCUCAAAAUACUAUUUAGAAAAAUAAGAUAUUUUAUUUCUGUCUCUAAAUACUGAAAAAUCGGAUGGCUGCUGUCCCUUCGUAUGGCAGUUUAGCUUGUAGUAUUUCCUGAUGUAAAAAUUUUAAAUUACCAGUACUUUGGUAUGGCUUAGCACUCCCAGAUUUUGGACUUACAGUGGCAGUAUGUGAUUCAAAGCCUUUUCACAUCAUGUUUUCUCACUGACUUGAAUAGGUUUUGCAUCAGACCAUAAUAAAGUCAUAAAUUACUGUAGCAAAUCUCUAAAGAAUAUUGGUCAUGCUUGCAUUCUACCAUAGAAGCAAGUUCCAAGGCUUUUGCAGUUUUUAGUUCUGGUGUUUGCUUUCCUAGGUCAGCUUUUGUUUGUGAAUGAAUACGUUGAAAGUUCCAGGAGAUGUUUUUAUUUAAUUAGAGCUUUCAUUUUACUAGGAGAAAGAUAAUGUAAUUUCAAGGAAGGAGAGUAAUGUCUCCUCAUAGCUUUUCACAUUGUAUGAAUUCAGUAACAUCUUUCUGUAGUUUGUUCCCCUCUGUUGAAGGAAGAGGAGGAACGCUGACUGCGUGAGUCUGUUGUCGAUGGGCAUACAUUUUAUGCAUUCAUUUUUAGUUGGUUCUUUUUUGUAUCAGAUUCUCUCGUGGAUUUUUGGGGUUUUUCUACUGGAUACACCUCUUCAUAGUUCAUGUUUUGCCUCACGUCUUCCACUUGUAGGGCAUUGUGGUUUUGUAUUACUGUGGUAAUGCGAUACAAAGCAAGUCCAGACCAGAUGAGUAAUACAUGAGAGAGUAGUGUCAUGGAAAUGCCUUAUCUGCUUAGCCUGAGAAAAGGUGCAUAUGUAUAUAUUCUUAAUCCACUUGUUUUAUUCCAGUGAACAAAUCUUGUUGUUCAAACCAUGGGUAAAACUACUUUUUGCGAGAGCAUCAAGAAAAACUUGUUCCUAAUCUCUUCCUUACAGGAGGGAGAUGAUCAGAAUGAAGUGACAGGGGCAUGUCUUUCUGCCCCUUCAGUUACUAUUUAUUUUAGCAAAGAGUGUUGGACUCUUGACCACAGUUUCAAAUUAUCUUGAAUUUUUGAUUCCUAACAAGGUUUACUACGUACACAAAAGCCUUAAAUGUUUGACUUUGUAGAGUUAUUAAUGAGAUAUCUAUUUCUAAAUGGCUUACACUUUGGGAGGAAAUAGCAGAGAUUGAGGUACAUUCUUACUGUCUAUAAUUUCUGAAAAUUACUGUUGCUCUUUACGUCAAAGACACAUGGCACCUAAACUUACACAGAAGUGUGUUCAUAAAUUGUGUGUUGCAAGUCAAGAGUAAGUUUUCUUCUUUGUAUAAUUUAUGAGAGAUGCUGUAACAGGUUGUGUGUGCGUUUAUGUGUCCUCCAAGCUGCGAUUGUUCUGAGAAAAAUUUACCAUGCAUAGCAGCUUAUCACCCACCCUUCUUGACGGUAACUGUGCACUCAAGUCUACUAGAUCAGUUAUAAAAUCUGUUCAGAUUUUAUGUUGGCAAAAAUCUAGUAGUCAGAAUUAAUGAUUUACAUUGGGAAAAGUUUGUCAGAGAUUAAAUGAGCUUCUCUGUCCCUAGCUGGGAAGGUGGCAGAGUGGUAGAAGUCAGUUAUAGACAGUCAUUGCAGAAGUGAGCCCUGGUUAUUUUUUUUAAUUAGACUGCCACAUUUGUCUUUGCAUUGUACAGCAGAUCAUGAAUUUAGAAAUAACAUCUCUAAUAUUUUACAUUCCAUUAUAUUCACAUAACAAAGUUUGACUACUCUCAUCCAUCAGAACUUGCUAUUCCUACAUUUUGCAGAUGUUGUACUGUCGCGUAAAAUCAUUUACUCUUGUUAAGGAUUGGGAUUCAUUCUUACUAAGUAUUCAGUACAGCUAUGUGUGACUUCAGUUUCUGGGUUUGUUCUGAAUAUUAUGGGAGGUAUUCAUUAUGUUUUUGGGUCUGUCUUUUCCUCCGGUAGUUUCCCCAAGAAUGAAACAUGGCCAAUACUUUGUUACCAUAGAGGGAUCCAAGAUUGAUAAUUCCCUUUGCCAACCCAUUGCCCAUCCCCUACUUGUUGUUUAGUUGACUGCUUUGUUGGUCCAUUGCUUUCAAGCACACAAGAGAACUUUUUGUCCAGCUGCAGUACUUUACUUAGGGCUAAGCAAAAGAACUAGAAGAAUCGUUCAGGUCUCUCCUAGUUCAUUUAGAACAUGGACAAUUUUGAGCUGAAGAAAUGAUGCUUGUAGAAAUGUCUACCUUUACUCAGUGCUAUGUAUUCAACAUGCCUCAGGAGAGCUGUGUUCCACAGUGUAUAUUUCUCCUUCUGACUAAAUAUUUAGAAACUCAACCCAUCUCAUAGAGUCAUAGACUGGUUUGGGUUGGAAGGGACCUUUAAGAUCAUCUCGUUCCAAGCCCCUGCAGUAGGCAGGGACACCUCCCUCUAGACCAGGUUGCUCACAGCCCCAUCCAGCCUGGCCCUGAAUGCCUCCAGGGAGGUGACAUCCACAACCUCGUUGGGCAACCUGUUCCAGUGUCAUCUCUGUCAGGCUUAUUAAUAUGGAAUAUAAGUAUUCCUGAUUUGGUUUUAAGUUUUGAAGAACAAGAUCUUGUUCUUUAAGCUUUUGAUGAAACUGAAAUACAUGUUUUAUAACCAUCCAUUCAAGGCACGUGUCCUGAGGGUCCGGCUGGGUGUCAGGAAAAGGUCCCUUCCAAUUUGGGAUAUUCUAUGAUUCUAUAACAGAAUUGCUGAAUAUUUUAUAUAUUGAGUAUCUAACUUCACGUGUACCCAUCCUUGCUUUUAAAGGAGAAUCAGUGCAUUUAAAUCUUUCUCUUCCAUAUAUCAUCAAGUAGUUGAAAAACUGCAACAAGGUGAAAUUCAGGCUCUCCAAGGAUAGCAGUAGGUGUCUCCUGGGACAGUAGUUCAGCCCAGUGUGACAGAAAUUCUGUGUUUUCAUUGCAUCAGGAUGACUGAAGGAAAAAAUCAGUGCCUUGAAUAAAAAUACUUGAACGUGUGUCUUCAUAGAAAUGCUGGAGUACUGAAUGACAUAAGGUAUUUAUUUGACCUUCAUGAUUUGUGAGUUUGGGCUUUGGUUUUUGCUGGUUUGUUUUUUAACUCUGCUAAUUCUGAAGCUGUAAAGAGUUUUACUUCACUGUUAUGUCUUUGAACCACGUCAAAGUGAAGGUGCUUUUUGCUCAAGCUAGUCUUAUGGAGUACUUCACUCUCAAGUCUUUUUCUCAAUCUUGCGAACAUACUUCUGGAGCUGUUCUUAAGUGUGCAUAAGAGAGAGGAGUAAACUUGGCAGGGUGAUUUCAAACAUCUUGCAGAAAUUGCAGUGCAAGUGAGAUGGAGGGCAAAGCUUUAGGUGGGCAAGGAUGAUUCUUGGUAUUUUAGGGGCAAGGUUUUGGUCUUUUGGGGUUGGGGUUUUUUUUGUUAUUUUUUUUUUCCUCUUCUGCAGAUUGGCAAAGAUUAUUUAAACGGCAGAGGUCUGUGUAUAGAGGCAGCUAUGGGUCAGGUACUCUCACUGUGAAAUUAUAUCACUUCAUUUAGGUUCUGAUGCUGGCAUGUCUUAACAUUCCAGCAGUAGAACAGUAGCAGAUCAAGUCACAGUCAAGCACUUAACACCUUAAUAAAUGUCUCUAUAUUGUUUAGGUGGAAAGAUGGGGAUUGUAUUUUCUUCCUCGAAAACUUCAGUGUUGCUUUGAGGACAUGGGAUUCUUUUUGCCUGCCCUUUGGGAUACUAAACCUCUGUUUUUGCAUUGUGUGUGUUGUAAAGCCUUUCAAAUAUUUGGACAUUUAAAAGAUAUGUUUUGUAUUUGUUGCUGCAAAGUAUGGGAAGAAUUAAAACUGAAGGCACUUCAUCCACAGCUUAUGGAGAUGGUGGAGAUCCUUCACAUAAGCAUUACCUAAUCGAGUUCUUAACAAUAUUCAUGGAUUAUGAUCCUUUUUAAGAAAAAGGUAAAUGUCCUGUAAUAUUAGGAGAACAAAUAAAUACACCGUAGAGGAAAUGUCAGCCUCAGAUUUCAAUUAGCAGAUGAGCAGCUAUUGAGGAAUGUAUUCUUACUCCUGUGAAACCUCUUCCUCCUUGUAAAGCUUUUUCACGGAAAAAUAAACAUUACAAAUUUUAUCUUUC